Messenger RNA from Xenopus tropicalis (tropical clawed frog), 1025 nucleotides. It is a transcript of the gene tyrobp, whose product is annotated as transmembrane immune signaling adaptor TYROBP. The transcript has 5 exons. Lineage: Eukaryota; Metazoa; Chordata; Amphibia; Anura; Pipidae. The record is from RefSeq and is a predicted model, not a curated record. Gene Ontology annotation, cellular component: plasma membrane. The coding region runs from base 205 to 519 and encodes 104 amino acids.
UGAUGUCUCACACUUCCCUCAGAGACCGGCAGGAGCUCAGUACCAGCCGCUGGGCCCAUGUACAACACACAGUAGAAGGAUGAUAAUACACAAGGAGUAGCCGCAGGCCGGCACCGAACCACUGCAGAGGCCACAGUUCAACUGGAUCCCAAGGAGCCGACACCAACCCUCCAGCUCAGUAACUGCCCCACUGCCCCAGCAGCCAUGAACCGGCCCAGUCUGUCUCUUCUCAUCCUGCUUCUGGCUACUCUAGGUUCUGCCCGAGGACAAAAUGACUGCGGGGGCUGCUUCCAUCUGGACUCGGGCGCCAUCAUCGGCAUCGUCAUCUGUGAUGUCAUCAUUACGGUGCUGAUUGCGCUCACCGCUUACUAUGUAUCAAACAGAAUCCAGAUGAGGAAGGAAGAGGAACGAAAGAAAAACUCCCCAAAACCAGACACCCAGGAGGCGGAGCCAGCGUAUGAAGAGCUCAGAGACCACAGAAUGGACAUCUAUAACGAUCUCAGUCGUUCUGCAAAUUAACCCCACUCUUAUCCCAGGCGCCCGUCUGUGUCACUGCCUAUAAAGACAUUAACAGCACUGCGAGAGCUAGAACUGAAAUGGCAUUGUUAAAUAUUUAUACUGAGAACAGGUUUCUCUGAAUUUAAGUAAUUAAUUGUCAAUGUGACAAAUCUAGAUACAUUUCAAUAAGGAAGGAGAAAGCAUAUGCUGAAAUACCAACUCCAACCAGCAGAGAGCACUGCAUCUGUUUAAUCAGUUCAGUAGGACAUUUCUACGUAGGCUGUACCAUUUGGUGUGAAAAGAUAUAAAGUAUAUUAAGACCGCUUCUUUUCAUUACGUGCUUACAUGGAACCAUCCCACCUCUGGAGUUGUUGAAAUUGACAUCAGACCCGUAAAUAACGAGGAGUGGGGAUUCAAAAGACUAAAUAAGACGUGAAGAAGACGAUAAGAAGUGAAAUUCCACAUUUUGCCAUUGCAAAUUUUUUAACAAAACUGCGGCAAAAAGUCGCCAAGACAAAAAAGUUGCU